CUCUCUCUCUCUCUCUAAUAUACAAUAAUAUUUACUUCUUCUCUCUAAUAUAUAAUAAGCUGAAAACCCUCUUCUCUCUUUCUGCAGCCUCUCUCUGUAUCUCUCCCUCUAUUCAAUCUGCGCCAUGGAUGAAGAGUACGAUGUGAUAGUGCUGGGAACAGGACUCAAGGAAUGCAUCCUCAGCGGUCUUCUCUCCGUUGACGGCCUCAAGGUCCUGCACAUGGAUCGGAACGAAUAUUACGGUGGAGAGUCAACAUCACUCAACCUUAUUCAGCUUUGGAAAAGGUUUAGGGGAAAUGACAAGCCUCCAACACAUUUAGGUCCCAGUAGGGACUAUAACGUCGACAUGAUUCCGAAGUUCAUGAUGGCUAAUGGUACUCUGGUUCGGGUUCUCAUUCAUACUGACGUAACAAAAUAUUUGUCCUUUAAGGCUGUGGAUGGCAGCUAUGUCUUUAAUAAAGGAAAGGUUCACAAGGUUCCAGCAACCGACAUGGAGGCACUCAAAUCUCCAUUGAUGGGCAUAUUUGAAAAGCGCCGUGCUCGCAAAUUCUUCAUCUAUGUCCAAGAUUAUGUAGAAAAUGAUCCCAAGACACAUGAAGGGAUGGACCUUACAAGAGUGACGACUAGAGAACUUAUAGCGAAAUAUGGUCUAGAUGACAACACAGUGGACUUUAUCGGCCAUGCAUUGGCUCUUCACAGAGAUGACCGUUAUCUAGAUGAACCUGCACUGGAUACUGUUAAGAGAAUGAAGCUUUAUUCAGAGUCUCUUGCACGGUUUCAAGGAGGAUCCCCAUACAUUUAUCCAUUGUACGGCUUAGGAGAGCUCCCACAGGCAUUUGCACGCCUCAGUGCUGUUUACGGUGGGACCUACAUGUUGAAUAAACCUGAGUGCAAGGUGGAAUUCAAUGAAGAAGGCAAGGUCUUUGGCGUGACAUCAGAAGGGGAGACUGCAAAAUGCAAGAAAGUAGUGUGCGACCCUUCGUACUUGCCCAACAAGGUUAGAAAGGUUGGGAGAGUUGCUAGAGCAAUAUGUAUUAUGAGCCAUCCAAUCCCGAAUACCGACGAAUCUCACUCAGUGCAGGUUAUUCUUCCCCAGAAACAACUGGGGCGCAAAUCAGACAUGUAUCUUUUCUGUUGUUCCUACUCUCACAACGUCGCCCCAAAAGGCAAAUUCAUUGCAUUCAUCUCAACGGAAGCCGAGACCGAUCGACCCGAUAUUGAACUAAAGCCAGGAAUCGAUCUCCUGGGGCCCAUUGAUGAGAUAUUUUUUGAUAUUUAUGACAUAUGCGAGCCCGUCAAUGAACCCUCUCUGGAUAAUUGCUUUAUCUCAACGAGUUACGAUGCCACUACACACUUUGAGUCGACUGUCAUGGAUGUGCUUUCCAUGUAUACGAUGAUCACUGGAAAGGUUCUCGAUCUUAGCGUGGAUCUAAGUGCCGCUAGUGCUGCCGAUGAAUGAGACAUGUUAUCUGGUCUGGGCUGGGGCUUUCUGUAUUUGUUGAGUUUGUUGUAUUAAAGAAAUGGUGCAACCACUGUAUGGGGGUGAGUUUGUUCUCUUUAUGUAAGAUAAUUUAUGACCUGUUGAGUAGUUGCUCUAUUGAAUAAAUAGGUAAAGUGGGCUGUAGACUACCA
Molecule: messenger RNA, 1632 nt
Organism: Magnolia sinica
Lineage: Eukaryota; Viridiplantae; Streptophyta; Magnoliopsida; Magnoliales; Magnoliaceae
Product: guanosine nucleotide diphosphate dissociation inhibitor 2
Exons: 13
Coding region: 125-1459 (444 amino acids)
Biological process (GO): small GTPase-mediated signal transduction; protein transport; vesicle-mediated transport
Cellular component (GO): cytoplasm
Molecular function (GO): Rab GDP-dissociation inhibitor activity
Source: RefSeq, a predicted model, not a curated record